This is a messenger RNA of Prunus persica (peach), 1188 nucleotides long. RefSeq names its product polygalacturonase-like. NCBI's taxonomy places the organism in Eukaryota, Viridiplantae, Streptophyta, Magnoliopsida, Rosales, Rosaceae. Gene Ontology annotation, molecular function: polygalacturonase activity. The record is from RefSeq and is a predicted model, not a curated record. Gene Ontology annotation, biological process: carbohydrate metabolic process. The transcript has 4 exons. Bases 1 to 1188 code for a protein of 395 amino acids.
AUGGCGCCUAACAUUGCUGUCACCUUGGUGUUGUUGAUAGGAUUGUUUGAACGCUGCUCAUCAGCUACCGCAGCGUACAAUGUCGUGACCUUUGGUGCAAGAGGGGAUGGGAACACAGACUCAACCAAAGCAUUCCUUCGGGCAUGGUCAGCGGCAUGCUCCACGUCGGUCAGAGGGGCAGCCACAGUAUACGUUCCUCGAGGCAGUUUCUUAAUAAAACCGGUGGUGUUUAGCGGGCCAUGCAGAAGCAGCAGAGUUACGUUUCAGAUGGAUGCCACCGGGACCAGUCUCGUAGCCCCAUCCAAUUAUUGGGAACUUGGAAACUCAGGAACUUGGAUUUUGUUCAUUAAGGUCACCGGCCUUUCUGUCUACGGUGGAACAGUGGACGCGAGGGGACAUGCGUAUUGGCAAUGCAGGAGAUACGGAAAGAGUUGCACGGCAGGAGCAAGGUCAGUAUCGUUGUUUUGGUGUAAUAAUGUGGUGGUGAGCGGGUUAAGAUCCAUGAACAGCCAGACGAUGCAUAUGGCGAUUGACAAUUGCAACAAUGUUGUGGUUAAAAACGUAAAAAUAAGAGCCCCGAGCUCAAGUCCUAACACGGAUGGCAUCCACAUAGAAGCUUCCACGGGGGUUACCGUCAGUGGCAGCACCAUUAUGACUGGCGAUGACUGCAUUUCAAUCGGCUCCGGCUCCAAGAAUUUGUGGCUUGAACGCAUUGCCUGUGGCCCUGGGCAUGGAAUAAGCAUUGGCAGUCUUGGGGAUAAUGCGAAUGAAGAUGGUGUCCAAAAUGUGACGGUAACAAAUUGUGUGUUUACUAAAACCCAAAACGGGGUACGCAUCAAAACAUGGGCCAGAGCUAGCAAUGGUUAUGCAACAAAUAUUGUUUUCCGCAAUCUUAUCAUGAAAAAUGUCAAUAACCCCAUCAUCAUUGAUCAAAAAUACUGCCCUGGUAAUCAAGGUUGUCCUCGUCAGAGCUCUGGUGUGAAAAUUAGUAGAGUGACAUACACGAACAUAAGGGGAACAUCUGCCUCAAAAGUAGCCAUGAAUUUCUAUUGCAGCUCUAGUAAUCCCUGUUGGGGACUGAAGCUGCAAGACAUAAGGCUUACUUACUUGAACAAGGCAGCCACAUCCUAUUGUGCCAACGCAGGUGGGAGCAGUAGCGGAGUGGUCAUACCAAGAAGUUGUUUCUGA